Messenger RNA from Cephus cinctus (wheat stem sawfly), 5897 nucleotides. RefSeq lists its product as uncharacterized. Bases 593 to 2077 code for a protein of 494 amino acids. Gene Ontology annotation, cellular component: membrane. The record is from RefSeq and is a predicted model, not a curated record. The transcript has 3 exons. NCBI's taxonomy places the organism in Eukaryota, Metazoa, Arthropoda, Insecta, Hymenoptera, Cephidae.
GGCGCCAACACCAAGAAUUGUCAGUCUGGUUGCCUACCGCGGGCGAUAAUUGUAUCCAUCCUCUAAAAUUAUACGAGUCGACAUUCAACAAAUCUUUCGUCGUGUUAAUUUGUGUCUUCCGCAAAAAAGUUUUAAGAAAAAUACAAAAAAGUCUAUCAAUUUCAUCAUAUACAAUCACGAGUAGAAUUCUUGAGCGAGACGGAACUGAGGACAAGGCCAACUUCAAGAUCAACGUCGCUUAGAUUUCUUCUGUGCGAGAAGUUCUAACGAUUUAUUUUCCUAGUACGCUCGAUUGCAUUCCUAAGCAGCUGUUCGAGAUGGACUGGUAUUGGGAGGAAUGGAUAUAAAUCAUAUUUGCCAGCCGAAAAGUAUUUUCGUGGAGAUGGUCGACGUGACGUGACCAGAGGUGUUCCCGUGGGUGAACGUAAGAUUGGUGCGAUACUUCAAGUUUAGUUCGGUGGAAAAUGAUAAUACAUCUGGAUUAAUAAAUCAUCGAAGAGUACUAUGGAAAUAAACUCUCGAUGCAAACCUCUCGUCUAACACUCGACCGAGGAAAGGUUAUCCACAAAGACAUUAAGGGAGGUUUGAUAGUAUGACGGUGAUGCUGCUGCAACGUUCCGCCUCCCCGCAGUUGACGCACAGCCAAAAGAUAGCCAACAGCAAUACAAAGCCACCAUUCCUGUUUUUCUUUGAAAGUCAAGAGCACCGAAGCAGCGACAGCAAGAACAACAAUAAUAACAAUAGCACCGGUACAAACAACAACGUUAUAAGAAACAAUAAUAAUAGCAAGAUCAUUAGGACAACAACGCGUGAAAGCGGUGAUAGCGGUGUUAGUGGUCGUAUCGGUGGUGGUGGUGGUGGCUACGGUGGUAGUGGCGGCAUUUGUAGUGGAGGUGGCGUCAGCGGCUGUGGUAGCGGUGGCGGCGGCGGUGCCGGCGUAGCGGCGGCGGCAACGUCGUACACCAGGAUUGGGGGGCAGGGUGUCGCGAUGCGAUAUUAUCGUUUGUGGAUAUAUGCUUGCAACAUAGUCGUAUUUGGCAGUGCUGUAGGGCUGGCGACUGCCGUAUCACGAACACUACUCUUUUCGGGGGAUCCCCGACGUCAGUUAAUACCAGGCGUACCCCGAGCCUUCGACCCCACGGCACUCUACGCCUACCUCGCACUUGCGACUCAAUUGGGCCUGAUGCAAUUUCUUGGAUGUGUUGCCGCGAGACGACUUAAUACUCGUCUCCUCAAUGCCUACUGGAUUCUUCUACUAGCUCUUCUCUUUGGGGAUACAGUUGUAGGCAUAGCAUGGGUCUUUCGGUUUGAAAGAAUGUGCGCUGAACUUCGACCUACUCUCAGGUUUAAAUUGCAAACAGAGUACGCGAAAGAGCCGCGCUUCAGCGAACAGUGGGAUCGUCUUCAGCGGGAAUUUUCUUGCUGCGGUGUCACCGGACCGCGUGACUUCGGUUCUCGCUGGCCUCAGACUUGCUGCCCCCCUGCUUCUAAUGCCAGCGAAUCUUGUUUACAACCCUAUGUCCGCGGUUGCGAGGAGACCCUUAUUCGGUGGCUCCGCAGAACAGCCGAUCUUCUGUUUGUACUAGGGUUUUGCGUUAUUACCUUUGCCAAACUCUGCUUUCUUGGAAUUUUACGUUAUGAAAUACGAGAAAUGAUCCAGAAGAUACGGCUGCUCCGCGAGCCGCCGUCUGCGGUUCCUCCGUUGAUUCAACCAUUUUCUCAAGUCAUACCGGAUACAACAAAUAAUGGGGGCAUAAUCAGGCGGCCAACUUUACCUACAGCAACAUCCGGAAAUGCAACGCUGUUGAUGCAAUCCGACGACUGCAAUUCCGGAAGACAUCCGCUAUUGGCAAGUACGGUACAAGAUGGAGGUGCUGACAGUGACACAAACAGUCACUGUGCUUUAAUACUUGAAGAAUUAACACCGACGCCAGCUCCUCAUAACUAUGGAUCUCGAGAGAAGAGUAACGGAAACAACAACUACGAAAUGCGAGAAUUCAAUAGAAGAUUGUUACUCUCGAAUGGAAACAGUCCCGGAGCAGGUGUAACUGCUGCUAGUCAAAGUAGACAUACCUGACUAUGGAAGUGGUGGCGACAUACCUGGAAUUGUUUUUCCUAUAGCAACAACAGACCCUCAGAACUAAAAAUAUAUAACUAAACAUAUAUUGUGUUUUUUAAGUCUAUGGAUGAGCCAAAGGCUUCAAAAACGGACAUACGCUGGAGGAUCAAAUUUUAAGUGGCGCAAAGCUGGGUCUAGAGACAAACUACGAUCGUCAGGUCACAUUUGUUAUUUGACAUUACUAUAAGCAUGUUGCUUUUGUAAUGCUAUAUAACGAAGAAUUAUUAUUAAUAAUACAUUGAUACUAUCAUUGAUGGCAUUACACUGCAAAUAAGACGCUCCGUCACGUACUUCUUAUCAAAUAUUGACCAAGAAUUCAUAAUGCAUAAUUUGUCCAUAAAUACAGGCAGAGUAUUCGUACUCUUUUCAAACGAACAAGAUGCAAAACUAUUUUUUAAAUUGUUUAGAUAUCACAUAAGUGUAAUGUUACCAUGUUUUAAUUUAUUGUUCCGCGGAAGUUAGUUUGCAAGCAUAGGUCGUUUAAUAGUAAUUAUUAAAGAAUAUCAUUAUUUAUAAACGAACAUGUACGACAAAAUCACCGGAUAUAUCAAGAUUACCAUGAAUUCGUAACCAAUCAGAUAAGGAAAUCAGAAUAACCUUGGCCCUUUGAGCAAGCAAUUUUUCUUCUUUUCCCGAUGCUCGGCCAUAUGCUAUGUUGCCUUGGUCAUUAAAAUUUUAUAGACAAUAUGCCGAAUAUAAAUCUUAACAUUGUAAUCGCUCCGAGCGAGGAGAAGAUGUAUAAAUACAUCAGUACAUAUAUAACCGAGAUCACACACGGUAUGGAUGUGAAGAGUGUAUUUUAGAAUUUAGAAAGCUUACAUGUUAAUCAAGCUAAAAUUGGCAGCCUAUAGCUCGUAGCUGAUAGCUACAAAGCUUUUUUUAUUAUUAAAUCAAUAUUCUGUUAUAUUAACCUAAGUUUAUUACUAUCAUUUAACAGCGGUUUUAAGUUCGAAAAAGAAAUGAUUAUCAUGAAUGCGUAAGGAUGACUUAAGUAUCAUCUGAAGAUUAGUCGCCAAUUUCAGCUUGAUUAUAUGUUAGCGUAAUAGAUAAGAUCAUUUUGUAGGAAAAAAAGUUAUUUGCGCGAAGAAAGGUAACAAACAAACAGACAGACAGACAGACAGGUAGCUAAAAUGAGAGAAAAGAGUGAUGCAAGUAGUAUAGCUAUUUCUGAUAAUGACCAAUUAACGAUAGUGCCUCUGACAAACAGUUUCAAGAAAUAAACUCAUAAUCUCUGUGCUUGUUCGAAGGGUACUAAGCAUCAAAUCUUCAUACGUGUAGUUCUGUAAUAUCUGUCCGUCCUAAGAUGGUCAAAUAGACCGCUUCUUUAGAUUUAUGUAUUUUAGCGGUAAGAAAGUUUUGUAUAUCCCCGUAAAUUCAAAAUGAGUUUUCAUCGUUUACAAAGUUCACUAUUGCAAAAUAAUUACGAACAUUACGAACGAUGCCAGUCGUAUGUCAUAGUACUUGUAACUUCUUCAUAACUUUAAUAUCCUGUAUGACUAUUUCGGCUGAUUUACUUAACCCAAGUUACAAUAUAUUUCUGUUUACAUUACAAAAAUUAAUACAAACUUUAUAGAUGGUUUGUAAUGUUUAUGCUGCGAAAUUAGGAAUUGCAGUAGGCUGUGCCCCUCUCUAGUAAUUACAAGCAUAAAUUGUAAAAAAUGGAAUAGAAUCAGUGACUAUAUUUUCACCGAUGUCAAUUUGAGAGGUGAAAUACGUGUGUUCUAUAUCUAAAUAUUACAAAACUAUAGAUAUAUAUUUAACUCUCAUUCGGCUCCGAUGAAAACAUUAGCUAGGCUCAGCAUAAGAUCUGGGGCCAAAUCAGAAGGAAACUGGACAUGCAGGGGGACACAAAUUUCUCUAUAAGAUCGUCAGUUUAUCGUGCAACAAUCAGCCACGGUGUUGAGGUUAUGUAAGAAUAUAAUCUCGAUAAAUUACCAUGUUAAAUUACAUUUAUGAUAACAACUUUGCUGCUACAGCUUGUAAUUUUUUGAUUCUCAACUAGCAAGCAAUGCUCAAUCAUGUAACAAUACCAAAUAUUGGCUCUCUUUGGCAGAAGCAGUGGUUCAGGGAGUGCAUAUGUUUAAUUGGUGAAAUUUUUAAACUUUCAGAGUUUAAGAUCAAUAACCAAUCAAAUAAUUUUGCUCCUUUAUCGCUCUUUCUGCUGAACUAUUAGGACGACUUAGAUGACACUCGAAUUUUCACAGCAGCUUAGCUUAUUUCUUGAACUUCGAACCAAAACUUGAAAUGAUGAGUAGGUAUAUGCGUAUAAGAGAAUAACAAAAGGGGCACGGAAGUGAGGAAUCUCGAUCAAAGCUUGAUUUUUUGUUUGUUAUAAGACCUGUUCUGAGAUAUUGUUAUGAGAUAUCGCUAUGAGAUAUAAUUUGAAACGCUAAUAAUUUUGGUCUUGUCGGUAAACCGUUUUUUUAUUGCGAAAAUAUGUAUUACGAAUUGGUUACGUCUACUUCACCAAGGUAUGUUCAAGUAUAUGGCUUCCACUUAAAACUCCCCUGAUAGCAAACAGGUAAAUUCCUAUUUGCUAAUUGGUAAGUUGUAGGUAAUCGAAAGAUAUGAUGCUUUUACUUGGUUAACCUCAUUAUUAUCAUAUAAAGUUUCUAUCCAUAUUUACUCUGGAAGCUAUUUGAUAAAUCAUGAAAAUAUUAAAAUCUGUUUGAAAAGAACACUCAUAUACACUGAGACCUCCGAUAAGUUAACCUGUCGGGAGCUAAACAAAUUAGACUUCUUCCAGUAAGUUCAUUCCCCUACUACCUUCCACUUUCUCUCCGAUCCUCGAGUGGGAGAAUGGGUACAGAGUCACGUAGCAAGCUUGCCGCUGGAAGGACUAUCUCGUCUCUCUACUGAGCAGGUAAAAAAGUCUCAAGAAGAGGUCGAUCUUAACUUUUCGGAGGUUCAUUUCUUAACUUAUUGGAAGAGACAUUAACUUAUUGGGGGUUUACGUAUUGGAAGUCCCACUCAGUCCCACUGCAUUAGAAUCAUUUGCGAUAGUGUAAAGUAUACAUAUAUGCACAUUUUUUUCAUAUAGAAAUUUUAUCAGUAUUAUUAUAAUAUUUGCAAAAAAGUCAGACCUUUUAUAUACAGGGAUAUUCACGGCAAACGCAUCAGCUGAAAUUACCCGUGAACGAAUGAUUUCAUAAAUUAGAGCAGGGUGGUAUCAUUAAAGAAAUGAAAGCUAACGUCAUAACAUUGCUAAGAUCAUGAAUUUCACAUUCUUUCAUUUGUUUAACAAGCCCACACUGCCUCCAUAGAACUGUUCAAUCGCGUUCAACUUCAGCUGGCGCGUUUGCCGCGAAUAACCCUGUAUAUGCAAAUCAUGUAAAAAUUUCAAUGCAAGAGUAAGUUAGCAAAAAGUUAUUUUAUAGUAUGAUAGGGCCUUUCCCAGUGUUUCAAAAAUACAUAAUUCCUACAACGUUUAAAUUACAUUAAAAUAUCUUGCUAUUCAUGCUAUGUUAGAAAACUAAAUUUACUUAAAACGAGACACAGUUAUACUUCGUUGAAAUCCCAAGUUAAAUAUAGACAGACACUUUAUAUGCAACAGUACACUGUAUAAUUAAAUAUACGAUAUAUUCGCAUUUGAUAUCGACAAUUAUCAGUAGCAGAGCUCGUCAACAGUGCACAAAAAGCACAUUAUUAUUUUAAGUGCAUAACCAAUUACAGCUUAACAAUUUCUAACGCGAGCUAUCUGUAUUGAAUAAUGUUGCUGAAUAUUAUAUUGUGUAAGAGCAUACAUAUAAACAAAAAAUAUACAACGCACAUGACGUGA